Phragmites australis (common reed) is the source of this 1599-nucleotide messenger RNA. RefSeq names its product putative UPF0481 protein At3g02645. Lineage: Eukaryota; Viridiplantae; Streptophyta; Magnoliopsida; Poales; Poaceae. The transcript has 2 exons. The record is from RefSeq and is a predicted model, not a curated record. Bases 1 to 1599 code for a protein of 532 amino acids.
AUGGCUACAUGUCCAACCCUGCCAUUUGAUGAAAAACAGUGGAUCAUCCGAAUCCGCCGGAUCUUCGACGAUGAGAUCGAGAUCACCGACGAUCAGUCCAUCUCCAUCUUUGAUGUCCCCAAGCCUCUGUUGUCUACAAGACCUGAAGCUUACAUGCCUCAACUGGUCGCCCUUGGCCCUUACCACCAUUGCCGACAAGAACUCUGUGACAUGGAGAGAUACAAGCUUUCAGCGGCCAAGAGAGCCCAAAGCCACCUCCCAGGCACGGACUUUCAACAGCUCGUGGACGUCUUCACUAAACUAGAGCAUUGGAUUCGUGCUCACUAUCACAGGCAUCUGAAUCUCAGCAAUGAGACACUAGGGUGGAUGAUGGCGAUCGACGUGUCCUUCCUUCUCGAGUUCAUGCAGACUUUCAGCAAGAACAGUAACCAGAGGACGCUGCAGAGGAUCCCCUCAAGGAUGUCACAUUUGGUCGAUCCCUCUCGGAGGACAUCCUCGCAUAGCAUGCUGCUACGUGACAUAGUGAUGCUGGAAAACCAGAUCCCUCUUUUUCUACUCCUAAAGGCGAUCGAGCUCCGCUGCUCGCCGCCGCAACCUGCACAGUCUGUGCUGAGCUCCAUGCUGAUUGGGUUCUUUCAGGAGGUGUCCACACUCAAAGGAACCGGCUGUCCAUGCACCGACAUCAACCAGCACGACCACUUGCUUGGUUUCCUGUACUCGAACAUGGUACCUAGAUGUGCGGAAGAAUCACAUGGCGCUACGGAAGAAGCCGGAGACGAGUUGUGUCACAAACAUGAUCACAGAAAGAGGACUCUGAAUUCAGUGGCAGAAUCGCUUGUCAAGCGCGGCUCAAAGCUCGUUUCAGUGAUAACGGAUUUUAUGGUGAGGAUCCUACUGAAGUUUGUAGCGAACCUGCCUUGCCUCUCAGUGCUCACACAACCAAUUGAGCAGCUAACACAACAAGCAUCAGAACCAAGCGGCUCACCGGAUGUUCAGAACAAGAACGUGACGCCUCUGCUUGAAGAGAUUGCAGUGCCUUCUGUUGCUGAGCUCGCUUACGCCGGUGUCAGCUUCUGUCCAACGGUCGGUGACCUCUCCAUGAUCGACUUCUCCUCAGCAACCGCGACGCUGCACCUACCGGUGAUCAGCGUCGACAUCAACAGCGAGGUCGUGCUGCGAAACAUGGUCGCGUACGAGGCAUCAGUUGGUUCCGGUGCGCUGGUCUUCGCGCGGUACGUCGAGCUGAUGAACGGGAUCAUCGACACCGAGGAGGAUGCGCGGCUACUGAGGGAGUGCGGCGUCAUUCUGAACCAUCUCAAGAGCGACCAGGAAGUGGCCGAGCUGUGGAACGGCAUGACGAGGUCGGUGAGGCUGACGAGGGUGCCGGCGUUGGACAAGGUGAUCGACGACCUGAACAGGCAUUACAGCAGCUGCUGGAAGGUGAAGAUCAGGACGUUCGUGAAAGCGCACGUCCUCGGCUCCAAGGAGUUGCUCGGGUGCGUUGCCGUGGCUUUGAUCUUCCUCUUCAUCGGUCUCCAGUUGUUCUGCGUGACCCGUGGCUGCGUCCCUGCUUCGUACGGGAUGGCACGCAGAAAAUGA